Messenger RNA from Scaptodrosophila lebanonensis, 408 nucleotides. Its product is annotated as larval cuticle protein 4-like. Gene Ontology annotation, cellular component: chitin-based extracellular matrix. Gene Ontology annotation, molecular function: structural constituent of chitin-based larval cuticle. The transcript is spliced from 2 exons. The coding region runs from base 1 to 408 and encodes 135 amino acids. The record is from RefSeq and is a predicted model, not a curated record. NCBI's taxonomy places the organism in Eukaryota, Metazoa, Arthropoda, Insecta, Diptera, Drosophilidae.
AUGACACCAUUGCCCGAUACUGACCAUCAUGUUGUCCUGCAGUUUGUUAUUGCCAUUUUAAUUGCCUCUUGCGCCGCCAGCGAAGAUGAUGCGCAUGCCCACGUGCAGAAGCAAUUCAAAAAGGAGGACGGCAAGGGACAUUUCGAGUAUGGUUUCGACAUAACCAAUGGAAUUGGGGCAGGCGAAGCUGGAGAUGAGCAUCAGGUUAAGGGCGAAUAUCAUUUUGUGUCUAAGGAGGGAGUUCCCGUUAAGGUGUCCUACACAGCAGAUGAACGCGGUUACCGCCCAAAUAGUGACUUGCUGCCCACCCCGCCGCCAACUCCUGAGGCCAUACUCAAGGCAUUGGCCUACAUCCAAGCGCAUCCACGCAAGGAGGAACAAAGCCCAAAGCCCCAACGACGUCACUAG